This is a messenger RNA of Tribolium castaneum (red flour beetle), 1024 nucleotides long. Its product is annotated as E3 ubiquitin-protein ligase SIAH1. The record is from RefSeq and is a predicted model, not a curated record. The transcript has 2 exons. Bases 162 to 962 code for a protein of 266 amino acids. NCBI's taxonomy places the organism in Eukaryota, Metazoa, Arthropoda, Insecta, Coleoptera, Tenebrionidae. Gene Ontology annotation, cellular component: cytoplasm. Gene Ontology annotation, biological process: multicellular organism development; proteasome-mediated ubiquitin-dependent protein catabolic process. Gene Ontology annotation, molecular function: ubiquitin protein ligase activity; ubiquitin conjugating enzyme binding; zinc ion binding.
GACGCAACCAGUAAUACACCAAAUGUAGUGCGUUUGCGUAUCAGAAAAUUAAUAAGAUAAGUGGUUGUGACUAAAGAACGUGAAACAAAAAUCGAAUAAGUGCCUUAAUUUUUUACACAAGACUCAAAUAAGUGUUGCAUUUACGUGAUACACCUGCAAAAAUGGCCAGCCAACUUGACCGUGUCAUAAUGUGCCCCAUCUGCCUGGACACUAUGACCAAACCGAUAAUUCAGUGCCAAACGGGGCACAGUAUGUGCGGGGAUUGCGUCAAAGACAAUUUGGUGAAAAACUGUCCACAGUGUCGGGGCCCCAUUUCAACGACACGCAACUACCAGUUGGAGCAAAUCAUCGAAAAUAUGCCCAGAGAUUUGAAAUGUCCGUGUUUUUUUGCCGAUAAGGGGUGUAAAUACAUGCUUUCGCCGACUGAAAAGGCCGAUCAUGAGGUCGAGUGCAAGAAUCGCAAGUUUUUGUGCGAAGGGCGCAAAUUUGCGAAGUGGAAGUGCGAGUGGUUUGGGAAUUACGGCGAGUUGGAGCAACACUUUAAAGACGUUCAUCGGAACUGUAUGGAGUAUAAAAUGCAGACUGAAAUGAAUAUUCGACUCGAUAAGGAUUUUAAAGACGUUCAAAUUAUUUCGUUUUUUAACGGAGCUCAGUAUUUCUGGUACAAGUUUGUGGUUGACGUGGCCCUGCAAAGGGUCUUUUGGGUCUUCCAGUUCAUAGGGCCCAAAAAACAAGCCAAGAAUUACUACUACGAGUUUGAGAUCAGCAACGGACCGAUCCGAAAAUUCAAAGUGACUGAAGUUUGCGACAACGACGUCGUUAAGGCUGAAGAUUUGUUCCGUGACGAGAAAUGUGUGUCACUGUCGUUCAAUUCGGUCAAAAGUUACUUAAACGACAACGGAAAAUUGCCAAUUAAGUUCCGGAUCAUGGCGAUGAGGAAACACAACGAAGCUUCGAAAUAAUUUUUUGUUUAUUGUUUUAUUAUGUAUUACUUUUUUCUCAUAAAUAUACGUUCUCACCCUUG